UAGCAACAAUGGAGCUACAAGGAAUCUCAGUAUACCCAGGAAAGAAAGUAUGCACUAAAGAAGGAGGAGAAGGUGUCGGAAAAACUUCAGAUUAUAUCCCAGGAGCUAAUGUGUUUGAGAAAGGAGAUAAUAUCGUCUCUUCUGUUAUUGGUACAGUGAUGAUCGAGAAUACUGCAUCCCACCAAAAGAGCAUCAGCGUUCUUCCAAAGUUCAAGGAAAUAGAUAUCUUGAGUAUUGAUGACAUUGUCUACUGAGAAGUCCUGAAAGUUGAGUUUAGAAAUGUCAGAUGCAAAGUUAUUGCUACUGAUACUAAGGUGUUUGAUGUUCUUAUUGAAGCAACUUUAAUGAAAGAGAACUCCAACUCUUACGACUUUGAGCACAUCAAUCUGAACGAAAUGUUUAGACCUAAGGAUAUCAUUAAGGCAAAAGUUAUUUCUGUAAAGAGAGCUAAGGGAAAUUCUGUUGUAGCUAUUUCUACUGCUGACACAGAUCUAGGAGUAAUCUGUGCUGUCAGUGAGCUUAGUGAAGUGCUGAUGGUCCCCAAAAGUUGGAAAGAAUUCCAGUGCCCUAAAACCAACUUGAAAGAGAAGAGAAAAGUUGCUAAACCCGAUUAUUUUGAUUAGA
Messenger RNA from Moneuplotes crassus, 624 nucleotides. The record is from the annotation of a GenBank genome assembly. Lineage: Eukaryota; Ciliophora; Spirotrichea; Euplotida; Euplotidae.